UCUUCAAAUGGCUCGAAGCCGUCAAACGUAAAGUUGCCUCCAAUGGAUCUGCCAACUUUCACAGACAUAAAGCAGAACUUAGCAGCCCUGAAGAACUUAGAUGAGCCUGUGAACAGCUGGGACUCAUUGCUCCUCUGUAUAUUGUAUAAAAAACUAGAUGUUUUGACUAAUCGUGCAUUCCAAAUGGAGCGAGAUAGCAGCGCUAUGCCUACAAUAGAUGAAUUUCUGAGCUUUUUAGAGCGCCGAUCCCUCUCAUUGGAGAACACUGACAGUCAAAGGCCAUCUCAGAGAGUGGUCAGCAAUGUAGCAGCUACCACACCUACAUCAACAUGUUUAUACUGCCCUGCUAGCAUCUGAGCCAGAGACUUCUGUCACAGGACAAGUACCUGCAACUUCUACAUCUGUCAGCCCCGAGCAACCUUCUAUUGUGAACACCGCCUUCGGGUAUAUCGUCGCGGGCAGCAGUAACUCAAUUGUAAAUCAAAAACAAAACCAGGUGAUAUCUUUAUUUUGUAGAGAAUGCGACAAUUCAAUUAGUAAUCAACUGAAUGCUUUCUGGGACUCUGAGAAGGUACCGGAGAUCUUCCCAGAACAAUUACCAGAGCAUGAUUAUUGUGAAAAUCUUUUUAGGGAAACAACAAAGCUUGAGAACCAUAAGUAUCAAGUCACAAUGCCCAUUAAGGUGCCACUAGAGCAAGUUAACUCUGAAUUAGGACAAUCGUUUCAUUUAGCGCUCAAUAGAUUUCUGAAUCUGGAAAAGAAACUACACAGAGAUGAAGUUCUCUUUUGUGAGUACAAAAAGUUUAUAGACCAAUAUGUUGAUUUGUCACAUGGUUCUUAUGUAGAUAUAAGCAGUUAUGACUUGUCCAGGGAUCCUGUUUAUUUUCUCCCUCACCAUGCUGUCAUUAAUUUGGAUAGUUGUACCACAAAACUUCGUGUAGUAUUUGAUGGUUCCAUGCUAACUGAAAAGAAGGUGUCACUCAAUAACAUGUUGCUCAACGGUCCUGUAGUUCAGAGUGAUUUGUUUGAAAUUUUACUAGCUUUCAGAUUAGAAAAGUUGUAUUUUGUAUGCGAUAUUACAAAAAUGUUUAGAUGCAUUGAAAUAGAUCCCAAGCAACGAUCUUUGCAAAACAUACUUUGGCGUGAGUCACGAGACGACCACAUUAAAUGUAUACAGUUAAACACUGUUACCUAUGGUCUCAAGUCAUCCUCGUACCUGGCUACGCGUUGUCUCAUAGAUCUUGCUGAUAAAUAUAAGGAUUUAUAUCCACGUGCAUCAUCAAUACUUAAGAACAAUACCUUCGUAGAUGAUAUGCUCCCAACCACUAACACUGAAACUGAAUUGUUGAAAAUGCAGGAGGAAAUUAUAGAUCUUCUCGCCCUGGGAGGAUUCCAGGUUCACAAGUGGGCCUCCAACUGUAGCUCAAUACUGGAAAAGGUACCUAAAGACAAGCAUCAGCCUGUAAAGCCUGAUCUGCAAGGAGAUUACAUCAAAGUUUUAGGUAUUAAUUUCGAUACUGGAGAGGAUGUGUUUGCAAGCUCAUGUCCGGAGCCUUACCAAAGCUUACAUGAUACAAAACGCGAAAUAUUAAGUUAUAUCAGCAAAUUUUACGACCCUUUGGGACUGAUAGGACCGAUGAUUGUUCAUGCAAAGGUAAUUAUGCAACUGCUAUGGGCUUCUGAUUCGGACUGGGACGCCACUCCUCCAGACAAUAUUCGUCAAAUGUGGCUUGAAUUUGUUAAAAAUCUUUCACAGAUGAAUACCAUUAACAUCCCGCGAUGUGUCAAACCAAUAAAUGCAGUAAGCAUUCAGCUUAUAGGAUUUGCAGACGCAUCUUCUGUAGCUUACGGGUGUUGCCUAUAUUUGCGUUCCAUUGACGAGCAAGGUAACGUUCAUAUGCAUUUGCUUUGUUCGAAGUCACGUAUAAAUCCGUGUAAAAAAAAGCUUACCAUGCCUAAACUUGAGCUGAAUGCUGCGAUAUUAUUGGCUACGCUAGCUAAAAAAGUAAAAGGUACGUUACUUAAAAAAUUCUUAGUCAACGAUACUCAUUUCUUCUCAGAUUCGCAAAUUGUAUUAGCCUGGUUGAGAACUGACGUCACUCAGUUGCAAACAUACGUCGCAAAUAGAGUCAGGUCGAUAGGGGAACUCACACACAGCUAUGAGUGGCAUUAUGUUAACACCAGUGAUAAUCCUUCAGAUUGUCUUAGCAGAGGUAUUCAACCACACGAACUACAAAACCAUGUUUCGU
Molecule: messenger RNA, 2249 nt
Organism: Ostrinia nubilalis (European corn borer)
Lineage: Eukaryota; Metazoa; Arthropoda; Insecta; Lepidoptera; Crambidae
Exons: 3
Coding region: 43-357 (104 amino acids)
Source: RefSeq, a predicted model, not a curated record